Messenger RNA from Pseudoliparis swirei, 5075 nucleotides. It is a transcript of the gene brip1, whose product is annotated as BRCA1 interacting helicase 1. The record is from RefSeq and is a predicted model, not a curated record. Gene Ontology annotation, molecular function: hydrolase activity, acting on acid anhydrides, in phosphorus-containing anhydrides; DNA helicase activity; ATP binding. The transcript has 25 exons. Lineage: Eukaryota; Metazoa; Chordata; Actinopteri; Perciformes; Liparidae. The coding region runs from base 312 to 4946 and encodes 1544 amino acids. Gene Ontology annotation, biological process: double-strand break repair involved in meiotic recombination; nucleotide-excision repair. Gene Ontology annotation, cellular component: nucleus.
UGUCGCUACAUUGGUUUCUCACAGCCUGCUGUCAGAUUACCGGGCACCAGGUUAACUAUGGCGUAUUUAUAACAGCAGUGACGGGGAAACGUAGCAUUACCUCUGGCUAAACACAAAGUAAUACAGUCAAGCAGUUGGUUGACGUUUCACACAGACAGGACAACGGGGACACGUAACGUGUUAGUGGAAGUAACGCAACGGACGAGGGCUUAACUCUCACGGGUCCAUAUCAAAUGUGACUGAAGCCGACAGCAGGUUUCUCAGACGUGUUCCUUGUUUAACACAUCUGCGUGGAGCAGGGACAGAGGAGCAUGGCUACAUCCCAAGUAGAGUACACCAUUGGCGGGGUGAAGAUCCACUUCCCCUGCAAGGCGUACCCGUCCCAGCUGGCUAUGAUGAAUUCAAUCAUACGAGGACUGAACUCUGGGCAACACUGUUUGCUGGAGAGUCCCACAGGAAGUGGAAAGAGCUUGGCUUUGCUCUGCGCCACUCUGGGCUGGCAGCAGGCUCAGUUUGAUAAACCCAAAGAGGGAGGAAGCCCUUUGGAGGACAAGAGCCAGUCGGAUAAAACCUGUGGCGACAAUAAGAAGUCUGAUGUCUACACGCCCUGUCAGUGUGUGUGCCACAGCAAAGUCUGCAGUACCGCAGCAAACAGCCAAACAGCAGCCAAACCUGCUGUGAUUGACCUCACAGUGUCACCCUGCAAAGAGUUCAGACAGCCGCUGCCUCCAGCUCCUGAACAGAUGCCAUCACCUGAGGGGUUGCAGCCCAAGUCUAUCGCCUCUCGUCUGUCUGAGAAGUGCCAGUCUAGCUUCAGCCCUAACCGCGAGAAGGACGACGACGACGACUUUCAGCCAGACAAGAAACGCAAGCAGCGUAAAAGGCAGCGUCUGGAGAAGAGAGUGAUCAACAUCGAUGAUGAGCUGGAAAAUGAGCCUCCGAGUUGUUCCACGGAGCCAAACGCCCAAGCAGCGGGUCAGUCCUCAUCAUGCUGCCCCCCUGAACCCUGCUCCCGCUGCCCGUGUCCUCCAGCUAAAGACGGUAUGAAGGACAAAGAGGGUGACAGAAAAAAGAAGAUUCCCAAGAUCUUCUUUGGCACUCGCACACAUAAACAGAUAACUCAGAUCACCCACGAGCUGAAGCGAACUGUUUACUCCGGAGUGCCAAUGACCAUCUUAUCCAGUAGAGGUCACACAUGUGUCAACGUAGAGGUGGCGCCUCACUUCAACCGCAAUGAACGCUGCAAGGAUCUGCUGCAGGCCAAAGAUGGCAAGUCAUGCCGCUACUACCAUGGUGUCCAGAGGAUGCGGGACCAGCGCACACUACAGCGGGUCCACGGACUGAAAGACGCCUGGGACAUUGAGGACUUUGUCGCACUGGGCAAGCGGAUCCGGUCAUGCUCCUACUAUGCUGCCCGAGAACUCAUGCAGGAAGCCUCCAUCAUCUUCUGUCCAUAUAACUACCUGCUGGACCCAAUGAUCAGAGAGAGUAUGGAGAUCAACCUGGAAGGCCAGAUCGUGGUGCUGGACGAAGCCCACAACAUUGAGGACUGUGCCAGGGAGAGUGCCAGCUACACUUUGGAUCACCACAGUCUGCUGAUGACCAGGGAUGAGCUUGACAGCAUGGUCAACAACAACAUCAGGCGAUCCAAACAUGAGUCACUUAGGGACUUCUGCUACAGCCUGAUCAACUGGAUCCAGGAGAGCCACGGCCUGAUGUCUGAACGGGGAUACGAGAGCUCCUGUAAAGUCUGGAAUGGAAAGGAUGUACUGGGCAUCUUUCACAACAUGGGCAUCACUGCUGACACCUUCAAGAAUCUGAAGAAAAACCUGGCAGCAGUGUUGGAGAAAGAGGAGCGUUGUCUCAUCAAUGGUAAAGAGGAGGCGGUUCAGGUCCAAACCAUCAGCUCGGCAGCCGUCAUUGUCCUGAAAAAUCUCUUCAUGGUGCUGGGCUUCAUCUACUCCUCUGAGGACAAUUGCAGGGUUGCUGAAGACUACCGGAUAGCGCUGCAGAAGAGCUACGCUUGGACGAACCAGGUCCCACCUGAUACGCCUGAUGCCCAGGGCUUUGUUCGGCCACACCCCAGGCAACGCCACAGCGCCCGAGUCAAGACAGAAGUCCUCACACUCAGCUUCUGGUGCCUCAACCCCGCUGUGGCUUUCUCCGACUUCCGUAAGUUGGUGCACAGCAUUGUGCUGACAUCAGGAACUUUGUCUCCCAUGGGCUCCUUCUCCUCUGAACUUGGGGUGAAAUUCUCCAUCCAGCUGGAGGCCAACCAUGUUAUCAACAAGUCCCAGGUUUGGGUGGGCACUGUUGGUGAAGGACCCCAGGGCAGAAAACUCUGUGCCACCUUCCAACAUACUGAAACGUAUGCCUUCCAGGACGAGGUGGGGGCGCUGCUGCUCAAAGUCUGCCAGGUCGUGGCCAAGGGGGUGCUCUGCUUUUUGCCUUCCUACAAGAUGCUGGACAAGCUGCGAGAGCGAUGGACCAACACUGGUCUCUGGAAGAAGCUGGAACAACGGAAAGCUGUAAUCACAGAGCCCCGCGGUGGUGGCAAAGGAGAUUUUGACGAACUGCUUCAGAAGUACUACGAUGCCAUCACGUGCUGUGAGGAAGAACGAGAUGGAGCAUUGCUGAUCGCUGUCUGUCGGGGGAAAGUGAGUGAAGGACUAGACUUCACUGAUGACAAUGCCAGGGCCGUGAUCACCAUUGGAAUUCCCUUCCCAAACAUCAAAGACCUCCAAGUGGAACUGAAGAUGAAGUACAAUGACCAACACUGCAAUUCCAGGGGUCUUCUCUCAGGCCAUCGCUGGUACGAGAUUCAGGCCUACAGAGCUCUAAACCAGGCCCUGGGAAGGUGUAUCCGCCACAAGAAUGACUGGGGUGCCCUAAUUCUUGUAGAUGAGCGUUACUGGAAUAAUCCCAAUAAGUACAUCACAGGUCUGUCGAAAUGGGUCCGCCAGCUCGUCCAGCAUCAUGGCUCCUUUAACGAUGCCAUGCAGUCUCUGGUAGCAUUUUCUCAGGUGCAGCAGAAGGUGUGGGCGUGUCCUGCAGACAGUCAGGCUCUCAGCUCUACUAUCUCAUCUCCAAACAGGAAACAGGGUCUGCCCAAUGCCUCAGACCCCCAGACACCCCACUCAUGUGUCAAACCGCCUGAAUCCCAGCAGGACUCAAGCCCCUCGGCCAUCCACUUCUUUUCGAGUACACAGUUGAAAGCGGAGCAAAGGGGAAAAGCAGAGCGGUUGUACCCGAUGCCCAGUCCCCCAGCAACAGCUAAGCCUAUGUACAAGAUGUUCAACUUCAGCACCUGCUUCAAGAAGUCAAUCUGUAAAGAAAAAGCAGCCGGUAAUUCCAUCCAGCACUUGGACACAUCGAAUCACUCUGACCACCAGGACAAAUGGCAGAUCUCCACUCCACAAGCAAAGACUGAAGCAACUUGUCUGAAGCAAGGGGCGGGAGACGGGUCCAUUGAAGUGGGGGCUGCUCCAGAGACAACCCCUCCCAGCUGUGAGAGGGAACUGCUGUCAAAAGACAAUCCUGACAAAGCUGAAAAGGAUGAAGAAGAGGAGGAGGAGGAGGAGGAGGGUGAGGCGGACGAAACUGUCUUCUUUACUCCAGAACUUUUCGAUUGUGAAGACAACGUAGGCAGCCCAGAGAAAGAGAUGCAGACCAAGUCACCUCCCAGGAUGCUUUUGGGGACAGAGAGCCCGAUCGUGCUGUCGGAAGAACUUUUUGGCUCCGAGUGGGCCCUCGGGCUAGCCUCUGCUUUUGAUGGACAGAGUGCUAUUUCAGUCAGAAAGGAGAGCACAGAGCUGUCACAGACACAGCCAGGUGAACGUAUAAUACAGAAGCACAAGGAGGAGGGGGAGCAGGUGGAUAACCAGAGCAGGCAGACGGGCAGUAAGCUUCGCAGGUUGUCCAGGUCCAGAAAGCCAGCUGCCUCUACUCCAACAGGUGGAGCCAAGAGUGAAGGGAAAGUCAGUCUUCAGCAGGUUGAGACCAGGAGCAGCCGGAGGAGGACUGACGAGGCCAGACCAGAUCAUGAGUUAAAGGGGACGAAGGUGGCUUUGAAUAGCAGACCGGCCAGACUAGUAAGAGGAUCCAGCUCCAAAAUAGAGAAUGUUUAUUCAGCCCCAAGAGUGACUGAGUCAGGAAGGUCCCCUGUGGAAGUGAGGGGACACAAAGCUCUUAAGACAGUGCCUGCCACACCGGGUAGUUCCACGAGGACUGAGAUUGACGAUGUGUUUACAAAACAAGACGACAUAGGGGAGGUGCACGAAGCCGGAGCAGCACGACAUAGUCCUACUCGUCCAGCCGUGGACGGUCCAGGAUCUCAACACACCAGAGCAAGAGCUAUUAAAGUACAGAGAUCUUGCAGGCAGAAAAGUAGGAGAUACAACAAGACCUCCCCCAAAAGAAAGAUAACCAAAGACCACCAGCCAUGCUCUUUGGGCCUAUACUGUUCUCUGUGUGAGAAGGAGCUACUUCCUGUGGCACAUGGUGCACUGCGAAGUGCCGUUUGUGAAUUUGAACAUCUUUCUUUUCUGAGAAAAGACCGAUUCAGUCCCCAAACGUCGACCCGCCGCUGCCAGUGUGCAGCACAUCAGCCAUCAAUUUUAGACAAGUCGGGCUCACUGCUGCUGGUCCAAAGUCUCGCAUCAAUGAAGGCCCUGAGGACUGCUCUGCAACCCUACUGUGAGAGCAGUUUAACUGCAUACAAUGCCAUCUGGAAUCCCGAGGAGGGCUCCGUUACCAGAUUUCUGCAGUGCAAAGGCUGUUUGUCUCAGAGCCCCUUUCUGUCUGCGGCGUUAAUUGCUGCAGAGAUCCAGUGCCCUCGAGACAUGGCUCAAGAUCAGCCACAGUUGCACGAGGAAUGGCCUUCAGCUUGGUCCACCACUUUGGUCCAGAGUCAAAGAUCUCCACAACCAUUGGAUGGAUUGCUUUGAAAUUUGUGGCCGAUAACCAACUUGCCUACAGAAUGAAUCCUCCUGAACCCAUAAUGUUUUCAUGCAGGUUUAACACUUGACUUACACAUUGAAAUAUCUCUACAUAUUAGAUUAGUACACAUUUUAAGA